Manis pentadactyla (Chinese pangolin) is the source of this 883-nucleotide messenger RNA. RefSeq names its product olfactory receptor 1J4-like. The record is from RefSeq and is a predicted model, not a curated record. Gene Ontology annotation, molecular function: olfactory receptor activity; G protein-coupled receptor activity. The transcript has a single exon. Bases 44 to 883 code for a protein of 279 amino acids. Gene Ontology annotation, cellular component: membrane. Lineage: Eukaryota; Metazoa; Chordata; Mammalia; Pholidota; Manidae. Gene Ontology annotation, biological process: G protein-coupled receptor signaling pathway.
CCCCCCGGAGUAGCAGGGCGUGCUCUUCGCCCUGUUCCUGGGCAUGUACCUGACCACGGUGCUGGGGAACCUGCUCAUCAUGCUGCUCAUCAGGCUGGACUCGCGCCUCCACACCCCCAUGUACUUCUUCCUCAGCCACCUGGCCCUCUCUGACGUCUCCCUUUCAUCUAUCCCGGUUCCAAAGAUGCUCAUGAACAUGCAGACACGGCAGCAAUCCAUUCCCUAUAUGGGGUGCAUCUUUCAGAUGUAUUUCUUCAUACUUUUUGGUUGCCUUGACAAUUUCCUUCUUGCAGUGAUGGUGUAUGACAGGUAUGUGGCCAUCUGUCAGCCACUCCACUACACCACUGUCAUGAGGCAGGAGCUCUGUACCUCAUUAGUAGCUGGGUCCUGGUUCUUCUGUUGCAUCCAUGCCCUGUUGCACACCCUCCUCUUGGUCCAACUGUCCUUCUGUGCUGAUAACACCAUCCCCCACUUCUUCUGUGACCUCCCUGUGCUCCUGAAGAUGAGCUGCUCAGACAUCUCCCUCAAUGAGCUGAUCAUCUUUACUGAGGGAGGAAUGCUUUUUGUCCUGCCUUUGAGUAGUAUCUUGGGCUCAUAUGUCCAUAUAGGGACCAGUGUCCUGAGGGUCCCCUCCACUAAGAGACUCUGUAAAGCCUUGUCUACCUGUGGCUCCCACCUCUUUGUGGUGUCUUUAUACUAUGGGACACUCGCAGGUGUUUACUUUUUCUCCUCAUCAGGGAGCUCCAGUGACAAAGACAUCAUUGCUUCCGUCAUGUAUACAGUAGUCACCCCCAUGCUGAAUCCCUUCAUCUACAGCCUGAGGAACAGAGAUAUAAAACAGGCCCUAGAAAUACUUGUAAGUAGGGUUAACUUCUUUAAGUGA